Messenger RNA from Micropterus salmoides (largemouth bass), 1978 nucleotides. It is a transcript of the gene nr2e3, whose product is annotated as nuclear receptor subfamily 2, group E, member 3. Gene Ontology annotation, molecular function: zinc ion binding; RNA polymerase II cis-regulatory region sequence-specific DNA binding; nuclear receptor activity. Gene Ontology annotation, biological process: negative regulation of transcription by RNA polymerase II; positive regulation of transcription by RNA polymerase II; cell differentiation. The transcript is spliced from 8 exons. The coding region runs from base 296 to 1540 and encodes 414 amino acids. The record is from RefSeq and is a predicted model, not a curated record. Lineage: Eukaryota; Metazoa; Chordata; Actinopteri; Centrarchiformes; Centrarchidae.
UUACAUAAAGAAAGGACAACAGCACUGGAUCAAUAUUAUGGAGCAUUGCUGGAGAAACUCUCUGAUGAUCUCUGAAGAAAUUAUGCUUUAACUGUAAGCUUUACUGGACAAAUUCUACAUCUUUUGUGUUUUGGGGACAUUGCCAUGCAUCAACAAUUCAAAUGAAAAAAAUGUUUUGAUCGAGCCAGGCCACUACACAAAAAACACUUUGUACAGAAGAGGAAUAUACUUCUGGGAGUAAUCUUACAUUUGUCUAAAAACAAUUUAUUCAAAGAAGUUCAGAAUACAUCUCAAAAUGGAGGACCAUGUGACCAAAAUGUUUUCUUCUGACUUUACAGAUGGAACUGAAGCAGAAAAAAGUUCAGUCCCAGGUAAAGCACUUGGCCAUGGCCUGCUUUGUAAGGUGUGCUCUGAUUCAAGCAGUGGUAAACACUAUGGGAUUUAUGCCUGCAACGGCUGCAGUGGCUUCUUCAAGCGCAGUGUGAGACGCAGACUCAUUUACAGAUGUCAGGCUGGAACUGGCAGGUGCCCUGUUGACAAGGCUCAUCGGAACCAGUGCCAAGCUUGUCGACUAAAGAAGUGUCUCCAAGCUGGCAUGAAUAAAGAUGCUGUGCAGAAUGAGCGACAGCCUCGAAGCACAGCGCACGUCAGUCUAGACUCUAUAUGUGUGGACACUAAAAAGGAGCACCUAGCCACCACACGGGAGCUCACCUCCUCUGCCACCUACUCAUCAGUCAUCUGUAGACCUCUGGUCUCUUCCUCUGUCACCACCUCUGCCACCAUACAGCCCUGCAACCACCCCAACAACAGCCACCGCUUUAUGGUCAGCCUACUCACUGCAGAGACCUGUGCAAAACUGGAGCCUGAGGACGUGGAGGAGAAUAUUGAUGUGACAACCAAUGAUUCAGAGAGAGAUCGGACUCCCUCUGAUAGUCGUAUGUGCCCAUACACAUCCAGCUGUUCAGAGAGUAUCUACGAAACAUCGGCACGACUCCUCUUCAUGUCCGUCAAGUGGGCAAAAAAUUUGCCUGUUUUUGCUCACUUGCCAUUUCGAGACCAGGUGAUUCUCCUUGAAGAAGCUUGGAGUGAGAUGUUCCUCUUGUGUGCCAUCCAGUGGUCCCUCCCCAUGGACAGCUGUCCUCUUCUUUCUCUGCCAGAUCUUUCUCCCACACAGCAGGCCAAUAUCAACCUGCCCACAGCUGACCUGCGCAUCCUGGAAGACGUCUUUAAUCGCUUUAAAGCCCUGGCUGUUGACCCUACUGAGUUUGCCUGCAUGAAAGCCAUUGUACUGUUCAAGCCAGAGACACGCAGCCUCAAAGACCCAGAGCAGGUGGAGAAUCUGCAGGACCAGUCACAGGUGUUGCUAAGUCAGCACAUCCAUUCGGUAUACCCCAGUCAAAGUGCCAGGUUUGGGAGACUUUUACUUCUACUGCCAUCUCUCCACUUUGUGAGCUCUGAGAAAAUAGAACAGCUGUUCUUUCACAGGACCAUUGGCAGCACACCCAUGGAGAAGCUGCUGUGUGACAUGUUCAAAAACUAAACAAGCAUCGAAGUAAGGACACUUGCUAGGACAACACAAUAAACCAGCCCCCAAGCAACAUUUCUGCUUGUAUAUUUCACGUAUUCUGGUUAUGACUACUUUCAAAUUCAACAAAAUGGCCCCUCUCCACUGAAGCCAUUUUGACAUGCCACUGUAAAUAAUAAAAUCCUACUGUGCAAGCUGACUCACUGUCACGCUGACAUACUGGGACACAUACAGUAAAUAGAACAAAGCUAUUAUUAAGGCUAUUAAGAACACCCUUGCUUUUCAUCAGCGUUUAUGGCAUUCUUAUUAAAUAAGCAUACAGUAAUUUAGUGAUUAUUGCACAAUUUUAUUCGUAAAUGUUUGUUUUUUUAUAAACAUACUGAAUUAUUUUGUGUUGGUCUUAGUUGCAAUUAUUAUAAAGAUUUUUUUUUUUGAAUAAAAUUAUUUGUCUUA